AGCUGUGUCCAAUCACAGCUGAUCACAUGGGACAUGUACACAGAUCAUCAGGGCACUGAUGAUCAGUGUGCCCUGAUGAUCAGUGUAGCACCAGCAGUGCCACCUGUCAGUGCUCAUCAGUGCCACGUGCCACGUGCCAGUGCCCAUCAGUGCUGCAUCAAUGCCACAUAUCAGUGCCCAUCUGAGCUGCCUUUCAGUGUCACCCAUCAGUGCCAGUCAGUGCCACCUAUCAGUACUGCCAAUCAGUGCCACCUAUCAGUUCCAGUCAGUGCCAUCUAUCAGUGCCCAUCAGUGCCACCUAACAGUGCCAGUCAGUGCCACCUAACAGUGCCACCUAUCAGUGCCAUAUAUAUCAGUGCUGCCUUUCAGUGCCCAUCAGUGAUGCCUGUCAAUGCCCAUCAGUUCCACCUACCAGUGCCUCCUCAUCAGUGCCCAUCAGUGCCACCUAUCAGUAUCUAUCAGUGCAGCCCAUCAGUACCCCAUCAUUGCAGCCUCAUUAGCGCACAUCAGUGAAGGAGAAAAAUCACUUAUUUACAAAAUGUUAUAACAAAAAUUAAGAAAUGUUUUUUUUCAAAAUUUUCAGUGGUUUUUGGUUUGUUUAAGAAAAAAAUAA
Molecule: messenger RNA, 613 nt
Organism: Staurois parvus
Lineage: Eukaryota; Metazoa; Chordata; Amphibia; Anura; Ranidae
Source: the annotation of a GenBank genome assembly